Molecule: messenger RNA, 2758 nt
Organism: Nymphaea colorata (pocket water lily)
Lineage: Eukaryota; Viridiplantae; Streptophyta; Magnoliopsida; Nymphaeales; Nymphaeaceae
Product: U-box domain-containing protein 15-like
Exons: 3
Coding region: 490-2418 (642 amino acids)
Biological process (GO): protein ubiquitination; cell surface receptor signaling pathway
Cellular component (GO): nucleus; cytoplasm
Molecular function (GO): ubiquitin-protein transferase activity; protein binding
Source: RefSeq, a predicted model, not a curated record
GAAUUGAGAAUUCUGAUCUUGAACUUCACUCGAUAACUGGGGAUUCAAAAAUUGGUGUCAUCCAUGGAAGAUCAGAUUUUGGCCAAAUCAGACAUAACCAAGAAAGCCGAGAUUCCAAGAGGGGAUUGAGCCGUUGGUUGUGCUAACGGUUUUUCAAAGACCCUACCUGUCAUUGGAGCUAGAGAAGCGGCGUGAAGCGUGCUCAAUCCACAACGCCACCAACAAGGACAGCUCCGACGUGGGAAAGUUUCCUCACGCAGGUUUCUCCCCUCUCCUUUGAUCCGAUGGUUUCCUCUUUUAUUCCCCUUCCCCAUCCCUCAAUCCCACUUUGGGAUUCACCAUUGCUUCCCCCCUCUCCCCAUCAUGAACAUCAACAAGGUCUGGAACCCCAUGUUGGCCCUCAUCCUUUAGUCCCCAAAAGAAAAGAAAAAAGAAAGACAGAUCAAAAGAUUUUCAGGCAGAUUUGGUGGUUUUUUUUGAGGCAAGAAAAUGGACGAAAAGGCUUCGGAAAGAGAGGCACAGGAGCCACAGAGAUCAGAGGCAGAGGACAAAGAUAUUAUUCAAAGCUUAUUUGAAAUUGAGGAAGCGAUUUGUGCUUUUGGUGAUUACAGGAGAGCUCAUAGGAAGGAGUGUUUCAAUCUGGUUAGGAGGAUCAAGCUCUUAGGCCCACUCCUUGAGGAAGUUCGGGAGAACGAAGCCCCGUUAUCGGAGAAAUCAGUCGCAUGCUUCGGCAAUUUGAAGAAGGCUUUCAUUUGUGCGAAGAAAUUGUUGAAGACGUGUCACAAUGGAAGCAAGAUCUAUUUGGCGUUGGACAGCGAGGGGAUUGCAGCAAGGUUCCGAUCUGUGUAUGAGAAACUGAACAGAGCCCUUGAAACAAUCCCCUACGAGGAGUUAGGGAUUUCAGAUGAAGUGAAAGAGCAGGUUGAGCUGAUGCACUCACAACUUAAGAGAUCGAAAAGAAGAACCGAAACUCAGGACAUUGAACUGGCUAUGGACAUGAUGCUUGUGUUCUCAAAGAAAGAUGAUCGCAACGCCGACAGUGCCAUACUCGAAAGACUGGCAAACAAGCUGGAGCUGCACACAAUUCCAGAGUUGCAGGAAGAAACAAAUGCAGUAAAGCAACUUGUUAAGGAAGGUGGUGGGUGGCCAUCCCCGGAAAUGAUCCAGCAGAUCAUGGAUGUUUUAAACAAGUUUAAGCAAAUUGCUGGCGUGAAAGAGACGAGUGGAAGCAUGGAGGAGACUAAAGAUGCUUCACCGCCCAAUAAGUGCUUACAGAAGUGCCAGUCGUUGUCCAUCCCAAAUGACUUCCUUUGUCCAAUUACCCUGGAAAUAAUGUCAGAUCCUGUAAUUGUUGCAACAGGACAGACAUAUGAGAGAACCAGCAUACAGCAGUGGUUGGAUUCAGGGCACAGGACAUGCCCAACAACUCGGCAACCUUUGGCACACUUAUCUUUAGCACCAAAUUAUGCUCUCCGUAACUUGAUUACGCAUUGGUGUGAGAUGUACAAUGUGGAACUUCCUAAAAGAGAAGCAGAUACAAGCACGGGGAGUGCCUCGCAACAAACACAGGAAAUAUCCACCAUAGUCCAGAACCUCUCCUCUAACCAACUUGAAGUGCAAAGAUCAGCGGUCAUUGAGAUACGUAAACUUUCGAAAGAGAACCCUGAUAACAGAAUCUUGAUUGCUAAAUCCGGCGGAAUCCCAUCUUUGAUAAACUUGCUCUCAUAUCCUGAUUCAAGAAUCCAAGAAAACGCGGUCACGGCAUUAUUAAACUUGUCAAUUGAUGAAACAAACAAGAGAAUAAUUGCAAAGGAGGAGGCCAUCCCAGCUAUAAUUGAAGUAUUGAAGCACGGCAGUGUUGGCGCUAGAGAGAAUUCAGCUGCCACAUUGUUUAGUCUUUCUAUGGUGGAUGAUAACAAAGUUGCUAUUGGUUCUUUGAAUGGGAUACCUCCGCUAGUUGACCUACUUCAGAAUGGAACAGUCAGAGGUAAAAAGGAUGCUGCCACUGCCCUCUUCAACUUGUCACUUAACCAAAUGAAUAGAGGGAGAGCUGUCAAGGCUGGUAUUACAAAACCCCUACUACAGUUAGUUACUGACAAGCAAUUGGGAAUGGUUGAUGAAGCUCUCUCAAUCCUCUUUCUUCUGUCAUCUAGUCCUGAAGGACGCAGCGAGAUUGGUCAGAUAUCAUUUAUUCAGACACUAGUAGAACUGAUAAAAGAAGGAACACCAAAAAACAAAGAGUGUGCAAGUGCAGUUUUGCUUGAACUAGCAGCAAAUCAUUCACCUCAUCUAUUGGCUGCACUCCAGUUUGGGGUAUACGAACACUUACUUGAGCUAGCAAAGAACGGAACUAAUAGGGCACAAAGAAAAGCGCAGUCACUUCUGCAUUACAUGAGCAAGUGUGAACAAAUUCCAUGAAGUAAAUUGUCUUUUGGUAUCAUGAGAUUCUUUCACAUAGAGAAGUUUAACAGGUAUUUCUGCAAAAGUUUGGCGACUUCUGCUAUUCUGUUGCUUCAUAUGUGCAAGGGCAAAAGGAUCAGAAUUCUCUUCCAUUGUACAAAUUAUUGGCCUUGAUUCAAGUCAGGCCUUUGUGCCUUUGGAGUACCACGCUAGCCUCCUGGAAUACUCUGUCCAUGAUCAAAACUUAGCUAAAUAUAAAACUAAGGUCACAGAAACCAUGAGAAUGUCUGAUGUACACUGUCCUGUUCCAGUAGUGAGUUUGUUAAUGAACGAUUUGUGUGGGAUGAGUGUAUUGUUA